This is a messenger RNA of Williopsis jadinii, 379 nucleotides long. RefSeq lists its product as uncharacterized. NCBI's taxonomy places the organism in Eukaryota, Fungi, Ascomycota, Saccharomycetes, Phaffomycetales, Wickerhamomycetaceae. The coding region runs from base 48 to 278 and encodes 76 amino acids. The transcript has a single exon. The record is from RefSeq and is a predicted model, not a curated record.
CCUUUGUUAUAACGGCCUUAUUGAGCGCUGGUUUACAAUCUGAACCAAUGAACAUGCCACCUAUACAUGCGUUCUUGUUAGAUCCGUACUCCGUAAUGUUACUUGUUACUUGUUACUUGUUAGUUGGAAUGAAAAUCAAUGAGAGAAACAAGAUAGCACCUCAGAACAAACUAACAAUGAGACAUUUAAAUAGUCUACACUUCCUUCCCUUGUUGCUCAUUGUGUUAAUAAUUUUCAAUAUCAAACAGACUAAACGUUUAGUUCAAGGUCUGCUAUAACAUAUUGACAUUUCUAAUGAUGGUCUCCUAGAACUCUAACAUGUUGCGCUUACUGCUGCCAUUAUUGAUCUGGAUACAUACAGCAAUUACUAAUGCUAAUA